Seriola aureovittata is the source of this 8009-nucleotide messenger RNA. RefSeq names its product contactin-4. NCBI's taxonomy places the organism in Eukaryota, Metazoa, Chordata, Actinopteri, Carangiformes, Carangidae. Gene Ontology annotation, biological process: cell-cell adhesion. The record is from RefSeq and is a predicted model, not a curated record. Gene Ontology annotation, molecular function: protein binding. Bases 263 to 3352 code for a protein of 1029 amino acids. The transcript has 23 exons.
UUGGAGUUCACUGGUGGGACGCCUGGCAGCCCUUUCAUACACAGAGCAGACCGUGUGCCCGACAGCCUUUCUCCCCUCUCCUCUCCCAACUGCCGUGUCUCCUCUCCUGAACAGCCGGCCAAAGGGCUGAUUUCAUCUUCGCUGUGGAGGAAGAGUGAGCAGACUCCACUUAGUCUAGCCAAAAGGAAGAGCGUUUGACCAGGAAAUAUUCUUCACUAUCUGGUCACUGGAUGGGAAGAAGAAGAAUCUUUGACCUUGGAAAAUGAAGAUGUUGUUGCCAUGGGAACUGUUAAUCCUUCUGUCACUCAAAGAGUGCCUGGCUGAGAAUACACGCCACGGUCCUGUCUUCACUCAGGAGCCCAGUGACAGUAUUUUCCCACUGAGCACUGACGAUAAGCAGGUGUUUAUUAAUUGCAAAGCGAAGGGAAACCCGCCUCCACACUACAGGUGGAAAGUGGAUGGCAGAGACAUAAACACAGAGUCGGAGCCAAACUACAGUCUUGUAGAGGGUAACCUGCUGAUCAAUAACCCUCAUGUCAUCAAUCAUGGAGGAGUGUAUCAGUGCAUCGCCGCCAAUACAUUUGGGACUGUUGUCAGCAGGGAGGCAAAAGUCCAGUUUGCAUUUCUGCAGAACUUCAACAGGAAGUCGCGGAACAUGGUGUCGGUGAGAGAGGGUCAAGCCGUGGUUCUGCUCUGUGGCCCUCCACCCCAUUACGGAGAGAUCAAAUAUUCAUGGGUUUUCAAUGGACAGCGCAGCUUCCUGCAGCAGGACGCCCGGCGCUUCAUCUCUCAGAGAACGGGCAACUUGUACAUCGCCAAAGUUGAAGCCUCAGACGAGGGGAACUACACGUGCGCGGUGAGAAACAUGAUGACCAACGCCACAGUGUUCAGCUCCCCAACCCCCGUGGUGGUGCGGCGGGACGUGGUGAUGGGUGAAUACGAGCCAAAGAUUGAGGUUCAGUUUCCUGACACUCUUCAUGUCUCUAAAGGAUUAUCAGUGAAGCUGGAGUGCUUUGCCUUAGGAAACCCAGUGCCUUCCAUCUCAUGGAGAAGAGCUGAUGGAAAUCCACUCCCCGGCAAGAUUAAAAUCAAUCACUCCAGUGGGGUUCUGGAAAUUCCAUAUUUUCGCCCAGAGGAUGCCGGUGUGUACGAGUGCGUUGCCGAAAACAGCAGAGGACGAAAUGUUGCCAGAGGGCAACUUAUAUUCCACAAUGUUGAACAUCUGCAUUGGGUCCAAACACUGAAAGAUGCUCAUAUGGCAAUAGAUGCUAAUCUGCAGUGGGAAUGUAAAGCCAUCGGUAAGCCGAGCCCUGUAUACAGAUGGCUGAAGAAUGGUCAGCCACUAACAGCAGAGGGGAGAAUCCAUGUGGAAGCUGGUAGACUGACCAUAUCCAGGAUUAGUCUGUUGGACUCCGGGAUGUAUCAGUGUGUGGCGGAGAAUGAACAUGGAGCCGUCUAUGCCAGCUCUGAGCUCAAAGUUGUAGCCUCCCCGCCUGACUUCACCCGGCGCCCCGUGAAGAAGUCCACGGUGAUCCAGAGGGGGGGCGAGGUGGUCCUAGAAUGUCGCCCCCACGCUUCCCCCAGGGCCACAAUCUCCUGGUGGAGAGGGGGCGAACCGCUGAAGGACAGCAAGAGACAGACAAUCAUGGCAGAUGGGACUCUACGUAUCACCAACAUCUCCAAAUCUGAUGGAGGCAGAUACACAUGUGUGGCCAGAAACCAUUUUGGAACAUCCAGCAGCACGGGGACGCUGGUGGUGAAAGAACCCACCAGGAUCGUAGUUCCACCCUUGAGUUUGGAUGCCACCGUGGGACAGAGCCUUGUGUUGCCAUGUGAAGUGUCCAGUGAUUCGUCUCUGAGCCCCAUCUUCAAGUGGUUUUUCAAUGGCAAAGCCAUUGAUUUCAGCAGGCAGGAGCACUUUGAAAUGAUUGGAGGGGGAUUUGCAGGUGACCUGAUGGUGAGGAACAUUCAGCUGAAGCAUUCUGGGAAGUAUGUGUGCAUGGUACACACUGAAGUCGACACUGUUUCGGCAGCAGCAGACCUAAUUGUCAGAGGACCUCCCGGUGCCCCGGAGGGCCUGGUGGUGACUGACAUUACUGACACCACUAUGCAACUGUCCUGGAGCUCUGGAACUGACAACCACAGUCCUGUUACCAUGUACAUGGUGCAGGCCAGGACCCCCUUCUCUAUAGGCUGGCAGACUGUGAGAACAGUUCCUGAUUCUGUGCCUGGACAGAUGAUGCAUGCAACAGUGAAAGAUUUGAACCCCUGGGUGGAUUAUGAAUUCAGGGUGGUGGCAAUCAACAGUGUUGGUGUAGGAGAACCCAGCACGCCAUCAAAACAGAUUCGAACCAAAGCAGCAGUUCCUAAGGUUGCACCCGUUAAUGUGAGUGGCGGCGGAGGAGCUCGAGGAGAACUUGUCAUCAUUUGGGAGCCGGUUCCGGAGGAACAGCAGAGCGGAGAGGACUUUGGCUAUGUUGUGGCUUUCCGCCCACUUGGCAGCAGCACCUGGAUCCAGACAGUGCUGGCAUCACCUGAUGCAUCCAGAUAUAUUUACAGAAAUGACAGCAUCGCACCCCUGUCCCAGUUUGAAGUGAAAGUGGGCGUGUACAACAGCCUGGGAGAGGGGCAGUUCAGCCGUGUUGUUAGAGUGCUUUCUGCAGAGGAAGAGCCUUCUGAGGCACCGUCAAGAGUGUGGGGCCGUGCCGUUUCAGCCUCUGACAUCGAGGUGUACUGGGAGCCAAUUCCCCCCGGGUCCAGCAAGGAGAAGAUCAUUGCAUAUGAGGUUCUGUUUUGGGAGGAAGGAUCUCAGCAAAGUCAAGCAGACAGAGUGAAGGUUAUCAACACCAUGGCUCUGCUGUCUGGCUUAAAGGGUAGCACAGUCUAUCUGAUCUCAGUCAGAGCCCAAAACAGCGCUGGACUUGGACCCUGCAGCCCUGCAUUUAACAUCACCACCAAGAAACCACCUCCGCGUCAGCCUCCGGGGAAUAUUGAGUGGAACCUGACCAACUCUAAGAUCUUUCUAAAUUGGGAACAUGUCAAGGCGAUGGAAAAUGAGUCUGAGGUGACGGGAUACAAGGUUGUGUAUCGUCAGAACUGGCAUGGCAGGACCACUGUACUGGAAACCAAUAAAACCAGUGUGGAGCUGCAGAUCCCUUCCGGAGAGGACUACCUCAUUGAGAUCAAAGCUCUGACCAAAGGGGGUGAUGGCACCAGCAGCGGCCCCAUCCGCAUACCAAAGAUGUCCAGUAAGUUUCAGACACUCUGCAGCAUGCAAAUGAUUAGAGUUGGAAUUAAGCAGAUGAGCAGUGGGAUGGGUGCACUGUGUGUAACUAAUCCCCAGUGUGACUGAUACUGUUUAUCAGCUUCACUGUGGCUUGAACAAGGCCUUUAGAAUACACAUAGAAAUUGUAAUAAGACUGCAGCAUACGAGCAGGACGAAGAGACAAAAUGUACAAAGUUAUCUCCGUCCAGAAGCUUGUGUUUCAGUCCUCUUUGUCUGUUCGCCGGCAGGAUGUCUCUGAAACUUAAAAGAGUAGUUCAACAUUUCGAGAAAUAUGCUUAAUUGCUUUCUUUCUGAGAGUAAGAUGAGACGAUCAAUAUCAAGCUGGCGUGCAAGCUGGCAAAUAUACAGAGCUGGAAUCAGAAUGUAGUUAGCAGCAGCUUAGCAUAAAGACUGGAGACAGGUAGAAACAGCAGCUGGCUGUGUCCAGAGUUCUAAAACUUCCCUGCCAGCACAUCUAAAGCUGACUAAUUUAUGUGUUGUGUGAAUCGUGCAUACACAAAAAAACCUGCAGCAAUGUGUUGUUUUAGGAGGGCGUUUACACAUUGCAGCUAUUUCUUGAUCAACUUAAUGCAGUUUACACUGAACCUCUCACCUCUUUGUGAGCGUCACAAAGAAAACAGCAAGAAGGUGGAUUUCCUCAAAUAUGUAACUAUUAUAGUGAGACUUGGUCAGCUAAAGACAUUUGUUUGGCUUAGGAAGAUCUCAUGAGGUUUUGGUGAGGAUAGCGCCACAAUGUGUCCAUUUAGACAGCAUUUUACAUGUUUACCAAGUGGCAACAUCUGGGGCUGAAAACUGAAGCCAACACUGAAGCAAACAACAAAAACUGCAGUUCCUCGAAUGACCACUAGAUGCUGGCUCCAACAGGGAGUUAAUCCUCAUAGACUCCCAUGUUAAAUUGUCAAACUUUGCAGUAGAAAUAAACAUGUUUACAGCUUGGUUCAAAAAACUGUUCUCUCUAGCUAAUGUACCCCUUCAUGACAACUGUACAGGGGGUGAAUUUUUAUAUAACUCACCUGUAUAAAUUUUAUUAAGGCUUAAAGUUCUGCAUAAUUGAGGGUGUGGUCACUUUGAGUGACAGGUGCACAGAAGUCUUACUGACAGGAUGAUAUAUUAAAGUAAUGAAUAUUUUGCAGGUAAUUUACAUUCAGCAUCGUCUGAUAUAAAGAAGAGAAAAUGAUCUGCAUCACUACAUUAUUAGACUUCCUCCGAGACAUAUUUCUGUUGCAGAGGAACAUAUUUUGUAGGAGGUUGCUUUUCAGUUACUUCAUAGGAUGCACUACUAGUGGUAAAGGUUGUAGGAGACAAAAGUUCACUAAAGUUACAAUGAUGUUUCUGUGAUGAAAUGUAAAGAAAUGCUACUGUAUGUUUUAGAUUUCAGAUUUGUUUGCUAUGCGCAGCUUUUAUUUCACAUCAUUUGAUGUCUUUUUAAUAUUAUUUCAAUACAUCAUGUGUCAUUGGCACCACACACACCCCAAUUCUUUGCCCAUUUUUGGAUUAGCUGACAGAGGCAGGCCAAGAUGGCGACAAUGGAGCAGCUCACUCUGAGCUUCAAAGCUACUCUUCAGAAACCCAUGGGUGAUACGUCCAUCUUUAUGUACAGUCUAUGAUUGUUACUCUUAUUAUGCCUGGAUUCCUCGGUCAAACAUGUUUUUGUCUACUCUCUCUUCUAUGCACACUUCAUUUUAUCUAAUUUAUAUAAUAUUCCAUGCAGAAAGUCCGAUAUAGCAAGUAACGAUCCUGUAAGAUUUGAUGGGUUUUUGCCUGUAGGGGGCAUCACAGAAACAAUAUAAACUUAAUAAACUUAAUAAACUUAAUGACCAUAAUUAGGCUGUAAUGAGCCAGACUUACUUGAAAUUUUAAACUAUUUAUCUCUUUUCAAAGCUGUACAUUCUCACAACAAGGGUACACAAAACAUAUUUCACCGCUAAUAAUGCUCUUCUUCUCUUCCCAGGUCUUAACUCUGAAGGAUGUGUGUGUCCAGGUUCAAUGAAGAUUUGCUGUUUUAUGAUGUUUUUUCUAUUAUCUAUGUUCAUUUUGUAGCUUCUGAUGCCUUUAUAUUUAGCUCUGGACAUUAGAGUGAAUAUAGUUUAGGAUUUUCCUCUACGUGUCAGAUUUGCAGAAUGCUCCGCUACCUGGAGAGUUUCUCAACCGCUGGUUUGCAAAACCAAACUGAAUGAUGGGAGUGUUCUGACAGGUUGUCAAAUACCCACAAAUCCUGUGGCUGGACUGUUACUCAUAGCCUACAGCGCAGCCUAUUUUCAGGACCACUGCAAUCCUCCUGGAAGCAUGUGUUUGAUAAACAUUGGAAGAUGAAUUUCUUAUCUUUAUUUGUGAAAUGAACUUGAGCACAGGUUCAUGUCCCAGUUUAAUGUCUGUCUCCACCUUUUUUGCCUCAACUUCCAAGUUAUUCUCUUGCUGUGACCCCAAUGAAUGUUAUAGACCGAAAGGUGAAAACUCAGAGUUUAGUUAAUCUCUGUUCACUUUGCUCUGUUCAUUUUGGAUUUAAAGCGUUAAUCCUCAACAUUUUUUAUGUGUUUUAACUUAUUUGAUUGUAUCAGUGGUACAGUCAAAACGAACCCAUAAAAUGAAAGGAACAAUAUGAGAUUUUAGGAAUUACUUGUUUUUGACUUCUAGUAGUUUUCCACCCCGCCACCUGUCUUUAUGCUAAGAUAAGCUAAUUGACUCCAGCCUGUAGCUCCAUACUUAAUGCGCAGAUCUGACAGUGGUGUCAAAUUUCUCAUGUAACUAAUACAAAUAAAUAUUUUCCCAAAAUGGUACUGUACAGGUACAAGGUGGUACAAGUAUCCAUAGGAAAUUAUACCCAAUGUCGUGUGCAUGUUUGGCUAGUCAACUAGCAACAAUCUCAUAUUCUUAACCUACUUUUAGGUUCUUGUAAAUCAUUUGUGCACCUACAACCACAUAACAGUUGAUUUCAAGCAGGAGUAUGACUUUUAGCUCUAACUAGUAUUUGCUCAUCUUAACCCCCAAACCAACCUCCUGAGUCAAAAGUCUGCACCUAUAUUAAAACAGAUUUCCACUUGACCACCAACAAUUUGGUCUGACAUUUGGGUGUGUUAUGCUAUUACCAGCUGAUGUAGCCUUGAGCUGCUAGCCUUAACGAGAGAUGAGGAGCGGGCUACACAGGUCUGGUAAACUUGAGUUUAUCAGGUCACAUGUCUUACAUGAAAUGAUUUGAUCAACACUCACUGUCACCAAAUCCAUCCAAACAGACAGCCUUCAGGAUUAACACUUUAACACCAGCCUGUAAUCAUCCACAGAGUUAGGACAGCCGUAAACAUUUCCUGUGUUGAUUUUAUGCAAGGUCACACUGGCUGACCUUAUGAUAGUUUUUAAACAUGUAUCAAGAAACACUUGGAUUUAACAAAGCUGCUUUUCUUUGUCGAGUUUAUAUUCUUCAAACCUGUUGUCAAGCAGUCUUUAAAACAUACAAAAGGGCAAACUUAUCACACAUAGAAUGUACAAUGUUAUUUACUUAAUUUAAUUUAUUUCUAAAAUUAUAUUUUAUGUAAUUUUGUGUGGGGGAACAUAAAGUAAUUGGUGGCAUAUGAGAAGUCAAGCUAAAAACGCAGCAUAUUAAUUUAUUAUACACCUAAAACUGAUAGAUGAUUAAGUGUGACAGCUCCCCCGAAGAUCAGUUUUGUACAUCUAGUGUGCGUUUUAUUAAUUGCAAACAUUAGCAUCCACCAUAACUAAGUAAAAACUUAAACAGCAUCUAACCUAGCUACAAAAGUAUAAGUUGAUCAAAUACAAAUGACAUUUGUCUUUGUCUGUUACUUUCCAACAUGGAUAGGACAUUUCUGAAUAACAGUCUUCGUACCUCAGAGUUUAACAUACCUUUACUGACAGGAUACCACAUUAAAGUAAUGAAUAUUUUGCAGAUAAUACAUUCAGCAUCGUCUGAUAUAGAAGAUAUGAUGCACUACUGAGUGGUAAAAGAUAUAGGAGAAAAAGGUCACAAAAGAUACAAUGAUGUUGCUGUUCUGAAAUGUACAGAAAUGCUGCUGUAAGUUUUAGAUUUCAGGUGUGUUUGCUAAGCACAGCUUUUAUUCACAUCAUUCGAUGCUGUUUUAUUUGCAUUCAUAGGGUCUGUCAUUUCAAUACAUGCAGCAUUUUUGGGACAACACACAUGGCUAUUAAUAUAUUGAUCACAAAACAUAUUAACUGCACAUCUGUCAUAAUUUAAUGUAUUUUUAUUGUUGCAAAAAAGUCAAAUAUAUAUUUGUUUUCCUAGAGGAGAUGCAGGUGUUUAAAUGACAUACUUCAGAGAGAACUGUUUGUCCCUCAUAAUGACUUGUGUGCUUUAUUCUUUAUUUUAAUGACUGAAGUGCUAAAACAUAUUUAUUAUAUACAUUUUUCCUAUAUACUUUCACUGCUUUAUUGUAAAUCUAGUCUGUGUAAAAUCUAUAACAGUCCAAACCUCAUUGCUUUUUCAUUGAUUCAUUAAUUUUGUGCUGUUCCAUUUACUUAAACCUGAAAUCCCUUUACAUUUGCCUAGUGGUUUUAUUUACAGUUGUAAUACCUAAUUAUGAUGUCUCAAAUUUGUAUUUAUGAAAUUUCUGCCCUUUUCAUUUGUGAUUAACAUGCUUUCUGUAACUAAAUUUGCAAUUUGUUACUUCAGCAAUGUGAUACCUUUGUAUUAAUAUGAUAAGAUAUCUCUGUGAGAUGACGAAGACUAAAUUAAAUUUUCACAUUGAAAUCCUUU